AAAAAAUAUUUGCAUAAAGCUCUUAAAGGUAGUCAUGAAGAUAUUGUUCUUGAAGAUGAUAAAGAAUAUAACCAAAUAGAUAUUAAACAGGCAGAGUUAGAUAAACUGACUAUAUAUCCAAAUAUUGAUAUUGAUAAUUACUAA
Messenger RNA from Racocetra persica, 144 nucleotides. Lineage: Eukaryota; Fungi; Glomeromycota; Glomeromycetes; Diversisporales; Gigasporaceae. The record is from the annotation of a GenBank genome assembly.